UUUGGAGGCAAGGGUCUGGAAGUGCCAUGGCUGAAGAUCGUUGUUUGCUGUUUGUGCUUUACUGUGCUUUACUUGGCAAUUCUGCUCUCGAACAUGUUCCUGUGCUGAUGUGGUCGACCUUCAGCUCCUUAAGGAAUAUGAAAAGUGCAACAUAUGAAGGUCAAAUCAUUAAAACCCAUGAGCUGCAAACAUUCUUGAAACCAAUUUUUAAGCAAGAUUCUCAGAAUCUCCUUCUCUUUUUACAGAACGAGCUUAGUGUCGAAGACUUCACGCGUUAUGGUCCUGAUUAUGGAAGCGAAGAAAUAUUUUACAAUAUUCAGCAAUUGCUUGAAUCCUCCAACUCAUCCCUCGUUCUGCCAGCAGUUGAUCAGAGAGCUAUUAAACAUCUGCAAGAAUAUCAAAAUUGGACCAAAGUUAAAAUUGACCAACUUGACAAGUCAGAACUGGAAAUAAAUACUUCAAAACCAAACUUAUUCAUCAUAAAUUUAGCAGCAGCUGACAGCUCAACUGAUUCAAAAUUGGCACAGACACUAAUGGAUAAUGAUAAAGUGAUUGGGAUGGUGACCAAUACUUUGAGGAAAAAAAGAUUACCAUUUACUGGCAUUUAUACAGCUUUGAGAUCCAAUGUGGUUAUCAGAAAGGCUAGCAAUGAAGUUGUUCAAACUGGACGGCGAUUAAUGACCACAGAUUCAACUAGCUCUGUGCUGUACCCACCCCUGAAUGUAACAAAUGGUACAAAUACAUGCAUUCUUUUCCAUGCAACCAGACUGCAAUUAACAGCCAAUGGAACAUUGAUCGACUUGACCAACAAAACUUUCAUAUCCAAUUCAGUGGACUCCACAAACUCUAUGUGUUCAACCACUAAUACCACAUUAUCGCUCAAGUAUUCACUUCAAAAAAUUCCACUCAUCCAUGUUAAUACUCUGGAGAUCAGGUUUUUAAUGAGGAACAAGUUCUACACUGGAUCAGCUCGAAACUGGUUCAAAUUGGAUUUUGUUGAAAUUGUGCAGGAUGAGCUCCAUGUCGCAGUGUUUAAUGUGUCUGGUAUCUCAGCACCACAGGAGUAUUCCUUUCACUGUCAACUUGUAGGAACCAGCUGGCUUGAUGGUGUGACUUUCAUCCCUGCUAACAAGGCAGCUGAAGUUUGGACUAUCACCAUUUCUGAAUUUCAGAUUCAGGGUUUCAAUGUGAAGAAUAACCUAUUUUCUUAUGCUGUUGACUGUACCUCAUUCUUCACUCAUGCAAUCUGGAUGGCCAUGGUGACAUCUCUGGUCCUUUUGUGCAUCCUUAUCUAUGGCAUCCAUAUGAUCAUGCAGCUGACAACUAAUGAUCGCUUCGAUGAUCCAAAAGGACAAGCUCUAACGAUCCCCCAGACUGAUUAGGUUCGUCGCUUGAGCUGAAUUUGUUUUAUCUCCUUUAAUUAUCAUUUUCAUUACCUUGAAUCAAAUCUGCAUGACCUAUUUUCCAGAUUUUACCCUUCACAGUAUGAUGAAGUUGAUUAUAAUAUCCACGUACUGGACCUUUAAGACUCAGACAGACCAAAUAUGUAUGGUACACUAUGUUUCUCAAAAGCCUGGGGAACACUGGCUUGGGGAGACACCAUACAAAUUGCUUAAGCACUACAGUUUUCAAGCUAUGAAAGAGCAGAAGUAAGAACAGCCAUAAAAAUGCUCACAGGGUGUAGAACCUUUUGAAUGACAGUUUGGAUACAUGAAAGUAGGGAGAUAUUGGAGGGUAAAAAUAAAGAACAAAUAUAAAUGAAAUGUAUUUGUUUGAAACUAAUUUAGGUCUGCCAUGUAAGUAAUAGUCUGAAGUCACAUCUUGCUCCAUUAGUAAACAAGAGAUUGAAAUUCCUGAUGAAGGGCUUAUGCCCGAAACGUCGAACUUCCUGUUCCUUGGAUGCUGCCUAACCUGCUGAGCUUUAACCAGCAACACAUUUUCAGCUGUGAUCGCCAGCAUCUGCAGACCUCAUUUUUUACCCCAAGAGAUUGAGAUAACAAAUUGAAAACCUAAAUAAGGCAAAUAAACUGAGCACUCCAACCUGUAGCAAUUUAUAGAGAAACCACUGAUUUUUUUUUGACAGAAGUUAAAUGAACUUACAUUUAAACUAAUUAUGAUAAUGAUGCGAGAGUGGUCCAAAGUCAAUGUGAAACUCCUAUUUAAGUAAAACAUUUCAAAUUAAGAAUACAGAUGAUGAGUAGAUUGACUUAUUUAGUAAAUUAAAUUAGUUAUCCACAUGACACAUUAUAAUUGAUGUAAUUGUGUUAACAGAUGCAUUGUCUUUCUGAACUUUAGCUCUGGUGAAGAGUCAUCUAGACUUGAAACAUUAGCUUGCUCUCUCUCCACGGAUGCUGUCAGAUCUGCUGUGAUCUGCAGCAUUUGUUGUUUGCAGCACUGUCUUUCUGGUAAUUGCCUCCCCCCCCAAGAUUUAUGUUCAUAUCCGCAACAGCUAAAAUUAAAAUGUCAAUUCAUAAUGAUAUAAAGUUACUUGGACGUUUGCAGGUAAAUUCUGUUAACAACGGGUGAAAUUUAACUGCCCAACAUAACUUAAUGUAGGCAGGUGAUAGAGAAAAUUGUCAAUAGCAUGAAAAUCAGUGAGACUGAUAGUGAGUAGUGAACAUUUACUGCUGCAGUAGGAAAUGUUCUUCCAUAUUUAGUGAUGAAUAAUUAGUUGAAGUAAUUGAAACUUUACAUUGUGUUACUGAGCCAAGUAAAGUGAUUUUUUUUCUCCAAUUCUCUUACCACUUUGGCAAGCAUUCUUAAAAUUACAUUAAACUCUGUUUAAACCGUCUUUAUUACUUCCAAUAUUCUUAUUAACUUAGUGAGUAUUCCUUACAUAACAUAGCUUGGCCAAAUCAUCUUACCUAGAGACAAAAAAUCUGCAGAUACUCAAAUCUAAGGUAGACAAGCAGGAGGCUAGAAGAACACAGCAAGCCAGGCAGCAUCAGGAGGUGGAGAAGUCAAUGUAUCGGGACUGGGGGUGGGUGUAAUGGGAGCUGCAGAUCAAGGGGGUGUAGGGAAAGAGUGGGGAUACGCCAACAUAGGUAGACGGUAUGACCUGGUUGGUCACUGGGAGGAAUGAAUCUGGUUGGUAGCAAUAAGAAAGGGCCAAUGACAGGAGUGGAGCUAGAAGGGUCUCUUGUUGUCAUCUUAGUGAAAAGUGUGUUUUGUCCUGAAAAUCUUUAUGUGCAAAUUUAAAUUCUGACGAUCUAGUUAAAUAAAUCCAAUUUAAAGUAAUUAUUGUUGCUAGAUGAUCAGUAUUGGCAAUGAUUUUCUAAUGUAGGAUGGAAUGGAGUGCUGUCCAAGUACACACGGAUUUAUUUUAACAAAGUUUGGGAUCAUUUAAGUUUUAAAAUGAUAAUGCAGAUUUAAUUAGAACACUGCAUGGGAAAAUUCUCUUCCUUUAAUUUCAUAUAGAGAGCGGCAUCAUUGGCUGAACUGACUGAAAUAUCAUAUUGAAAAUGAGCAUGUAUGUCAAAGUAAGCUGUUCCAAAUCUGAACUGGAGAAGGUCAUUGAUGUAAAAAAAAACCCAGAACUACUGAGACCACUUCUCAACACUUCUGAAUCAUAAAUGGAUUAUUUGCCAGUUUGUUUUGUCUCUAGUAGUGAAGUUGGCUCAGUAACACAAAGUUGGGCAGGGUGCAGAUAUGUCAUAUUUAUGUUCCAAUUUGUCAAGCUGACUGCAAAAUAAAUACAGGAUAUUUUCAACUCUACUUUUUGAAGUCAUCAGCAAUCAAUCAAAUAUAGAGGUUAGUAACUUUGCAAUUUCAUUUUUGAUUCAUCACUAUAUAUAUAUUUAUAUAUAUAUCACUAGAGAAUGGAGCUAACGCAUUAAAGAUGGUGUUUGUUUUACUUUUUUUUGUAAAUGUAAAUCAAAUGUUACAUAGCCUUAAUUCUCAGACUCUGUGGUUACUGCACAAAUGUGGAGGAAAUAUUAGACUGUACUAAGUUUCACUUUAUAUAUGCUGUAGUCUGUCUCCAUAGCCAAGUUUGAAAUAGGCUUGUCCCUCCAGAUUCAUUUCACAACCUAUCAUUAUUUGUGCUAGUAGUAAACUGGGCAUGCAUCUAUACAUUAGUCUGUCCUGAAAAAGGACUAGGCUGCAAGAUACUGUUAAUUAUCAAUGAUAGUGUAAUCUCAUGUACUAUGGUUUUGUAAGAUAAUUAAAAUUUGUGGUGAUGGAAUCAGAUGCUGGAACAUACUGGGAAUGUCAUGUCAACUAAUGAUGAUGUGAUCUUCAGCAAUAAAUAUUUUCUCUGGUAA
Messenger RNA from Hemiscyllium ocellatum (epaulette shark), 4262 nucleotides. RefSeq names its product V-type proton ATPase subunit S1-like. The transcript has 10 exons. The coding region runs from base 27 to 1382 and encodes 451 amino acids. Lineage: Eukaryota; Metazoa; Chordata; Chondrichthyes; Orectolobiformes; Hemiscylliidae. Gene Ontology annotation, cellular component: proton-transporting V-type ATPase complex. The record is from RefSeq and is a predicted model, not a curated record.